This is a messenger RNA of Papaver somniferum (opium poppy), 2380 nucleotides long. RefSeq names its product probable mediator of RNA polymerase II transcription subunit 37e. The record is from RefSeq and is a predicted model, not a curated record. Gene Ontology annotation, cellular component: cytoplasm. Gene Ontology annotation, molecular function: misfolded protein binding; ATP hydrolysis activity; ATP binding. The transcript is spliced from 2 exons. The coding region runs from base 419 to 2350 and encodes 643 amino acids. Gene Ontology annotation, biological process: protein refolding; cellular response to unfolded protein. NCBI's taxonomy places the organism in Eukaryota, Viridiplantae, Streptophyta, Magnoliopsida, Ranunculales, Papaveraceae.
AACUACUACUUUACUAUAAUUGAUCUUUUUUUUUCUCUUUACAAAACUUUUACUUCGAAAUUAAAAGGCCGUGACUUGUGAUAUCAUAAAUGUAAAUACCUACCAACAUUUGUAAUGUUGUUUCGAGGAAUUUCCUAGAUGAAUAAUCUUUUGACACGUGUCAAAAUCAUUUUCAAACUUAACUACGUGGAAUGUGUUUUUUUCCCGCUUCUGGAAAAUUUUCCUCUUUCUUGGUGUCUCUCUCCGUGUCUAAAAUUAGCACACCACCACUACCUGCUCUCUGUAAAACCCACUUUUUUUUUUCAGUCUCAUUCUCUCUAGGAAUGGUGUAUAGAUCCAGAAGCAAGGGAUUACAAAUUUAAGAUUUCAGCUCAAUUCUUCUCCUCUCUAGUUUCAAAGUUAAGGUUUCUGGUUUACAAUGGUAGCAAUUGGAAUAGAUUUAGGGACGACAUAUUCAUGUGUUGCUGUAUGGCAAAAUGACCGCGUUGAAAUUAUUGCAAAUGAUCAAGGAAAUCGUACUACUCCUUCUUAUGUUGCUUUUACUGAUACUGAACGUCCCGUUGGUGAUGCUGCUAAGAAUCAAGCUGCUAUGAAUCCUAUCAACACUGUUUUUGAUGCAAAACGUUUGAUUGGUAGGAAAAUCGACCAUACCACUGUUCAGAGUGAUAUCAAGUUAUGGCCUUUCAAAGUGAUUGCUGGAGAAGACAAGAGACCAAUGAUUCAAGUCAAUUACAAGGACGAGGAUAAAUUGUUAUCAGCUGAGGAAAUCUCAUCCAUGGUUCUCAUGAAAAUGCGAGAAACUGCUGAAGAUUAUCUUGGUUUAACUGUUAAGGAUGCUGUUGUCACUGUCCCUGCCUACUUCAAUGAUUCUCAGCGUCAAGCUACUAAAGAUGCUGCUAAAAUUGCUGGCCUUAAUAUACUGCGAAUCAUCAAUGAACCAACGGCGGCCGGAAUUGCUUAUGGUCUUUUUCACCAGGUGCCAGAUGUAACCAGUAAAAAGAAGAAGAAGAAGAAGAAGAAUUUUCUUGUCUUUGAUCUUGGUGGUGGUACAUUUGAUGUUUCUAUACUCACCAUUAAGGGGGGCAUCUUUGAUGUCAAGGCUACAGCUGGAGAUAACCAUCUUGGAGGAGAGGAUUUCGAUAACAGAAUGGUUGAUCACUUUGUUCAAGACUUCAAGAGGAAGCACAACAAGGACAUUAGUGGAAAUCCAAGGGCACUGAGGAGGUUAAUAACAUCAUGUGAGAGGGCAAAGAGAACUCUCUCAUAUACUUCUCGGACAACAGUUGAGGUUGAUGCUUUGUACGAAGGAGUUGAUUUUCAAUCAUCCAUCACCCGUGCUAAAUUCGAAGAGUUGAACAUGGAUUUGUUCAAGAAAUGUGCGGAAACUGUUGAGAUGUGUCUGAGGGAUGCUAAGAUGGACAAGGUCAGCAUUCACGAGAUUGUGCUCGUAGGUGGUUCCACUAGAAUUCCAAUGGUUCGAUCUUUAUUACAGGAUUUAUUUAACGGAAGGGAACUCUGCAAGAACAUCAACCCUGAUGAAGCUGUGGCUUAUGGUGCUGCAGUACAAGCUGCUUUUAUGAGUGGCGAGGGUGGUGAGAAGUUGAAGGACUUGGUGUUGUUGGAUGUCACCCCUCUUUCUCUUGGUGUUGAAAUACUUGAUGAUGUCAUGAAGGUGGUGAUCCCAAGGAACACAACCGUUCCCACCAAGAAACAAGUGUCUUGUAUUACUGUCAAGGAUAAUCAAACUAGUGCUCGUUUAUCGGUGUAUGAGGGUGAGAGAAUUAGAACUAGUGACAAUUACAUGUUGGGUACCUUCAUGGUAGAAGGAAUUCCUCCAUUACCUGGUGGUGCUGCUAAGUUCGAAGUAUACUUCGAGAUCGAUGCGGAAGGUAUAUUGACAGUGCUCGUCGAGGACAAGAUAUCAGGGGGCACAAAUAUGGUUCCGAUUGCAGAUAACAAGGGGAGGUUGUCCCCAGCAGAGAUUGAGAGGUUGGUUCUAGAGGCUGAGGAAUUCAAAUCUGAAGAUGAAAAAUACAAGAAUAAGGUGGAGGCAAGGAACUGUUUUGAGAAUUAUGCAUACGGCAUGAGGAACACAAUCAAUAAUAUCGGAGAAAAGCUAGCAUCAGAUGAUAAGAAGAAAAUUGAGGAUGCAGUCUACAAUGCUAUUCAGUGGUACAAUAGCAUUGAACUAGCAGACAUUGACGUUACACAUGACAAGAUGAAGGAGUUGCAGAAUAUAUGCGACCCUAUAAUAGCUAAGGUUCAAAAGCAGGGUAGUCCUUCUUCAACAAGAGCUAGCAGUGCCGCACCAAAAAUCCGUAAAAUCUUAAGAUCUUUUCGUUUAAUCUGAUACAUUUUAUGUCUUCCUUUUAGCUGCACU